This is a messenger RNA of Rhinichthys klamathensis goyatoka, 566 nucleotides long. It is a transcript of the gene litaf, whose product is annotated as lipopolysaccharide-induced TNF factor. The coding region runs from base 51 to 533 and encodes 160 amino acids. The transcript is spliced from 3 exons. Gene Ontology annotation, molecular function: zinc ion binding. The record is from RefSeq and is a predicted model, not a curated record. NCBI's taxonomy places the organism in Eukaryota, Metazoa, Chordata, Actinopteri, Cypriniformes, Leuciscidae.
UUUACUAAAAAGCUUUUGUUGAUUUGAAUUUUUAAGCAGCAGUCGAGGCGAUGGCUAGCGCACCCCCACUGGAGACAGGAACACUUGUGGGAUACCCGCCUCCUCCAUCAUAUGAUGAGGCAUUGGGAUCAAACCCAAUGUACCCAGAAGGGCCAUAUGCUCCUCCAGCUGACAUGAAGGCACCUGUGCCUCCAUAUCCACCACAAGCCUAUGGCCAGAUGUAUCCAACACCACCCCAACAAGGUCAACCUGUCACCACCCCUGUUGUAUCGGUUCAGACAGUGUACGUUCAGCCUGGUCUGAUUUUCGGGGAUGUUCCAGUGCAGGCACACUGUCCAGUAUGCCAACAGAAUGUGAUAACCCGUUUGGAGCAUACAUCAGGAGCAUUAGUCUGGCUCUCUUGUGCGGGCCUGGCCAUUUUUGGAUGCAUCUACGGCUGCUGCCUGAUUCCCUUUUGUGUAGACAACCUGAAGGAUGUGACACACUACUGUCCGAGCUGCAGCAGUGUUUUAGGAUCCCACAGGAGACUCUGAAGCAGUCGUGAAACACACCUACUGUGCAUUUAU